GAGCGGACCGAGCCGUGCGCACCGCCGCAGCUCCAGCGCCGUCCGCAGCAGACCCGGAGGCCCGCGGUCCUUCUCUCGAACGCGCUGGUGGUUCCCUGGUAACAGGAAACUAUGAGGGACCCUGUGAGUAGCCAGUACAGCUCCUUUCUUUUCUGGAGGAUGCCCAUACCAGAACUGGAUCUUUCGGAGCUGGAAGGCCUGGGUCUGUCAGAUACACCCACCUACAAGAUCAAGGACAGCAGCGUUGGCAAAAUGAUCGGGCAAGCAACAGGAGCAGAGCAAGAGAAAAACCCAGAAGGCGAUACCCUCCUAGAGUACAGCACCUUCAACUUCUGGAGAGCUCCCAUUGCCAGCAUCCACUCCUUCGAAUUGGACUUGCUCUAAGGCCAAGACUUCGGUCUCCCACCACCUUGCCCUUAUUAUCUUCUCUUUCAAGCCCCUUCCUUCUCAUUCCUUUCCCAAAUUAAUCUUGUUCUCUUCCCUCUAUUGUGUUGGUGGUGCUGAUGAAUCUGCCAGUUGUUAUUUAUUUAUUUAUUUAUUUAUUCAUUCAUUCAUUUAUUUGUCUAUCUAUCUAUCUACUCCAUUUUUCUCAAAAGCCCUCAAACCAAAGUAAAGGGUUAAAGCAAUGGAGUAUUGGAUAACAGAAACCCCACCCCCACCCCCUGGAUUAUUAACCCCAGAAAACAGGCUUUGUGGAGACAUCAGGGAGUAGUAGAGUAGUGCAAAAUGGAAUAUGGUUUUGAUCCCAUUUUUAAUCGGCUUCAAAGAUUGCUCAAACCAUAUGUAAGACCUUGGGUUUGAUCCCUAGCACCACAAAAAAGAAGAUUGCUCAAACCUUUGUAGUUUCCGGUAGUUACCAGUAAAUUUAAGUAUUUUUUCCAGGGUUAAUGAAAACCUUCUAAUUUUUAAGAUGAUUUGUCACAACAGAAUGAUUUCCAAAACGUUAAGAUGAUGAUCUUCUUUUUUUAAUCCUAUUCCUUCUUAUAAUACAUUCUUUUCCCCAGAAAAAUUAGGGGUAAAGGUAUAAAAUGAGGAAAUAAUAUAUUAUGAAAAUAUGGAAAAGCACUCAGACUUUUCAGAAAUAGUUGAAGCUCUUUCCUUCCAAAAAGCAUUCUUUGUUUUCUGCAGUACUGGGGAUCCAACCCACUGAACUACAUCCUAGCCCAUUUUAUUUUUUUUAUUUUGAGACAGGGUCUAAGUUGCCCAUGCUGGCCUUGAAUUUGUUAUCCUUUUGUCAGCCUCCAUAGUCCAAAAGGAUGUUCUUCAGCUUACAACUUUGCUUUUAAUUUUGGAUUGAUAAU
Molecule: messenger RNA, 1301 nt
Organism: Urocitellus parryii (Arctic ground squirrel)
Lineage: Eukaryota; Metazoa; Chordata; Mammalia; Rodentia; Sciuridae
Source: RefSeq, a predicted model, not a curated record